Molecule: messenger RNA, 2041 nt
Organism: Ochotona curzoniae (black-lipped pika)
Lineage: Eukaryota; Metazoa; Chordata; Mammalia; Lagomorpha; Ochotonidae
Product: ATP-dependent RNA helicase DDX54-like
Exons: 15
Molecular function (GO): nucleic acid binding; ATP binding; RNA helicase activity
Source: RefSeq, a predicted model, not a curated record
AUGGCGGCCGGCACGCGCGCGGCGUCCGGAGCGGGGACGCGACCCGCCAUGGCCCAGUGGAGGAAGAAGAAAGGGCUCCGGCAGCGCAGGGGCGCGGCCUCCCAGGCCCGCGACAGCGACUCGGAGGACGGCGAGUUUGAGAUCCAGGCGGAAGAUGACACCCGGGCCCGAAAGCCGGGCCCCAGCCGAGCCCUGCCUACCUUUCCCAGCUCGGAGUGCGCCUCGGACGUGGAGCUGGACACCCGGCAGAUGGUGCGGGCCCAGCAGAGGAAGAAGAAGUCGGGGGGCUUCCAGUCCAUGGGCCUGAGCUACCCCGUGUUCAAGGGUGUCAUGAAGAAGGGUUAUAAGGUGCCGACGCCCAUCCAGAGGAAGACCAUCCCCGUGAUCCUGGAUGGCAAGGACGUGGUGGCCAUGGCCCGCACGGGCAGUGGCAAGACGGCCUGCUUCCUCCUGCCCAUGUUCGAGCGGCUCAAGGCCCGCAGUGCCCAGACUGGGGCCCGUGCACUGGUGCUGUCGCCCACCCGGGAGCUGGCCUUGCAGACCAUGAAGUUCACCAAAGAGCUGGGCAAAUUCACCGGCCUCAAGACGGCCCUGAUCCUUGGAGGAGACAAAAUGGAAGACCAGUUUGCGGCCCUACACGAGAAUCCCGACAUAAUCAUCGCCACCCCAGGGCGGUUGGUGCACGUGGCCGUGGAGAUGAACCUGAAGUUACAGAGUGUGGAGUAUGUCGUGUUUGACGAGGCCGACAGGCUCUUCGAGAUGGGCUUUGCUGAGCAGCUGCAGGAAAUCCUCGGCCGCCUCCCUGGGGGCCACCAGACGGUGCUGUUUUCCGCCACACUGCCCAAACUGCUGGUGGAGUUUGCUCGGGCAGGCCUCACGGAGCCUGUGCUCAUCCGCCUGGACGUGGAUGCCAAACUCAACGAGCAGCUUAAGACUUCCUUUUUCCUGGUGCGUGAGGACACCAAGGCCGCCGUGCUGCUUCACCUGCUGCGUAACGUGGUGCGGCCCCAGGACCAGACGGUGGUGUUUGUGGCCACGAAGCACCACGCAGAGUACCUGACUGAGCUGCUGACGGCCCAGGGCGUGAGCUGCGCCCACAUCUACAGUGCCCUGGACCAGACGGCCCGUAAAAUCAACCUGGCCAAGUUCACGCACGGCAAGUGCUCCACACUCAUCGUCACGGACCUGGCCGCCCGGGGCCUGGACAUCCCCCUGCUGGACAAUGUCAUCAACUACAGCUUCCCUGCCAAGGGCAAGUUGUUCCUGCACCGUGUGGGCCGCGUGGCCCGGGCCGGCCGCAGUGGCACAGCCUACUCUCUGGUGGCCCCAGACGAGCUCCCCUACCUGCUGGACUUACACCUGUUCCUGGGCCGCUCCCUGGCUCUUGCCUACCCCAGUGAGGAACCCGCAGGGGACGACGGCGUGCUGGGCCGGGUGCCACAGAGCGUGGUGGACGACGAGGACUGCAGCCUACAGCACAGCCUGGAGGCCAAGCUGGAGCUGAGGAGCCUGGGCCGUGUGGCCGACAACGCACAGCGCCAGUACGUGCGCUCGCGCCCCGCGCCCUCGCCCGAGUCCAUCAAGAGGACCAAGGAACUGGACCUGGCCGCGCUGGGCCUGCACCCGCUCUUCAGCUCACGCUGCCAGCAGGAGGAGCUGCAGCGCCUACAGCUGGUGGACAGCAUUAAGAAGUACCGUGCACGGACGACCAUCUUUGAGAUCAACGCCUCCAGCCGGGACCUGAGCUGCCAGGUGAUGCGCGCCAAGCGACAGAAAGACCGCAAAGCCAUUGCCAGCUUCCAGCAGGGGCGACAAGAGCGGCAGGAACAGCAGGAACGCCCAGCCUGCCCUGCCCCGCAGCAGGAGGAGGAAGGGGAGGAGGAGGAUACAGAACAGGGGGUGGAGGUACUGCUGCUCUCUGGGGAGAUGGGAGUCCAGGCGCCCCACAGGGCUGUCCCCAGAACAAUACAGAUGGGUGCGUGUAGGUUUGGAGUCCCACCUUGGCUGCUCAGAGAAGCCAUGACUGAACCUGGCUUCCGAU